GCCAGUCGCCAUGUAGAAUUUUUUGGUGUGGGACUGUGGGUGUUUUGUCUCGAUUUGUCAAACGCUUCAGUGAUUAUUAUUUUCAAGUGGACGUAAAGUUGGUGUAAAACGCUAUUUACUCUAAACGCAGUAUUUCUAGAUUCGAGUGGACUUAUUUCUUUGUGGUGGUGAACGGUUGAUGUGCAGUGAAGGCAGAUAAUAAAUUGGUGGGGGGCUGCUGAAAUACUACGAUAGGAUAGGAUAGUAACAACGUUUUACAACUAUAGAGGUGUCGUUCGAGUUCGGGGCGCUCAUAAAAUUUCUCAUCUCAGUGCGGGAGAGACUGACAUCCAUUUUGUUUUAUUAUGUGGUUUGGUUGUUUACACUGCGUUGUGCUUACGACAAUGGAAAGCGACGGCUUCUACUCACGAGCAAUGAGCGACCCGUGGUAGCGGCAGGGUGAUGCAGCGGGCUCACGCGGGCGGCGCUUUGCAGCCGCAGCCGACCGCACCUCGGCCGCUCUACCGCUCGCAACACCUGUACCCUGACAUCGAUGAGCAGAUACCAGCAUCUGUAAUCAGCAGUGUCGGGACGGUGAGCUUGUCACAAUCCACGACCAACCUCACGCCAAACAUAGCCAUGGCAAAUCCAACUAACGCAGGAAAUGGGAGCAGUAGCAACAGCCAAACGCAGCACACACCACCACAGGCACCUGUGCGGAAUCUACCCAAGAAGAGGAAGUUCGAUCCGUCAGAACUAGAGGAAAUCGAACGGAACUGCAUGUCCAGUAUACCCGAGAGAACUUGUAUUACAGUUUCCGUAUCAGCACCGCCGCCGAUAGAGUACGCGCCGCCAAUAUACCAAACGACGAUACUCCAACCAUCGCCAAUCGUCCAACGCUCGUCGCCUCACGACUUCCACUAUCCAAACAUUAACUUAUCCGAAUGGCGGGACCACCGGAUAUUGGCCAAGCAACGCGGGCUGUACGUACCAGGGGUGAUACGCCAAGCUGAAGGCUGCAAAGUUGUUGUGGAACUGGACGGUCAGGAAAACGAGGUGAUAGAGUACAGUGACAUAUUUGGUGGGAACAAGUACGAUGUGAUUAGUGACGCGAGUCCACAGCUCAGUCAUCUUUUGAUAGGGUCCCCGUGUGUUAUUAGGACUACUACCGGACCUACCGACCAGAGCCGGGAAAGUGUGCAAAAUGUGUUUGUUGAAGGACUUGUGUUUGAAGUGCUCAGUUCGCCUAUUAGGAUCAGGGUUAAGCAGGUGACAGACGGUGACAACAUUUGCAAGGAGAUGGUGGAAGUAAAGCGACCGGACAUUCGUCUCCUACAGCCCCCUUGGGUGGACGAGCUUGAGGACGCAGGGUCGCACCCCUCGCCCGCCUUGUUGACGCAGCACAAUAUGAGGGUGCAGCAUAUGUCUUCUGUGCCGUACACGUUGGGCGGAGACCAUUUUGUUACGUCAUCGCCCAUGCCUAGCUCCCAGAUGGUGACCGUUGGAGCUCUGUCCAACGGCUCCCGACCUUUCGACGACUACGGCGAGAGUGAUGACGAUCUGCCCAGUGAAAAUAUCAUGUUUCCGACAGACUCACAUAUGGAUUGCAAUAACAGCAAACGAAGUAGUUUGCAAAGCCGAGGCAGUACGUCCAGUCUAAUAGAAGGCAGUCUCACACCACGAUCUCAACCCCCCACUCCUAGAUCUCAAGCGGCAACACCGCACAAAUACAAGAAAGGCGACGUGGUAUCAACGCCCACUGGUAUACGGAAGAAGUUUAACGGCAAGCAAUGGCGACGACUUUGCUCUAAGGAUGGCUGCACGAAGGAAAGUCAAAGGAGAGGCUUUUGUUCGCGACACCUUUCCCUCAGGGGAGUCACUCGCUCUUCUAACACUCCAUUGGCGCAAGGAUCUGGUCAUACGCCGCAGCAAAGAAGCAGCAGCAAGUCGUUGUCGUCGAGCGGCACGGGCGUGGAAGGGGAUGAGACGUCCCGGGAGUCUGAUACCACACCACCGAACUACCGGGUCACGGGCAGGUUCGAUCCCGACGAGACAGAAGCCGCUAAUAUGCUGGUAUCGCUGGGCAGUUCGCGGUCGGGUAGCCCGGGAGCCUCUCCAGUUGGCGGGUCCCCAGUGCUGCGCGGAAACGUAUUCGUGCCGAUCUCUUCUCCCCAACCGCCGCACGCACCAACUUAUCAUCAUCUCAUCAGGCCAGAAUUAGUGCGGCCGAACAGAGUCCGAUCACCCGUGAGCAGUGUUGCGACUAGCGUUAUACGAGUAUCCCCGGCGCCGACAUACCACUAUCAGGUAGACAAUCGCAACGGUCCCACCGGGCUCCAGUCCACACAGACGAGUACGAUAGGACUCCAGCCGUCUCUCAACAUCCAGAGCACGAUACAGAGCAAUUUAAACGCUCCCACAACGAUGCAAUCAUCGCUUAACCUUCCAUCGAGCAUCUCCAUAAUAAACAGUAUCAACAGCCAGAAUCUACAGACUAGUAUCGCGUCGAUACGUAGCAAUAAAGUAGACGACAUUCCCCACAACUUGGUCGUGCAUCGUAUGCCGACGACGAACGGCUUCGACCUUGAACACAUAUACAGAAAUCCGCUGCGACGAAACGGCAUACAGGAUCAGUACAGACGCGAGACGGAGGUCUCGUCGCCGUUGAACAAUCAUGAAAAUUUUGUGAAUAGACGAGUCUCGGAGUAUGAGGAUGAGGACCAUUCCGUGCCUCAGACCGAACACAUCGGCCGUUUGGAUCCGCGGCCUUUAGAGCUUUCCGAGGCUCGAUUGUUGGAGGACAAGAGGAUCAUCAAGCCAGCACCGCUUCAGGCCCGGCUAGUGUCGCUCGUGGAGACAGAUGUUAAGGAGCCGAUGAAGAGGUUCUAUGUGCUACCGUCGAACACGCUCGAUAAGAAGAUCGUGUUCAUAAAAAACGAACCGCCUGACGCCGUUCAAAUAGAGCAUAAACAGCACCAGAUGCCUCAACAGUUGAACAACAAUGAACCCGACCACGCACCAGCCGAACAACGCAGUAUGGACAACGGCGAUCAUGUCAACAACAUAAACAGCAGUGCAGUGAUAGUUCAUCCGAGUCAGUUGCUGCCGGUAUUGCCUCCGCCCACUUCUCAUACAGCUAUUAUUGUAUCAACAAGUGGUGUUUCCAACGCGGUGUUUCCGUGGCAGUCGCUGGUGCCGCUGUUCCGCGCGAGCUCCCCUCCCGCGGCGCCGGCGCCCGCACCCCCCUCGCCGCGCACCCCGCGCACGCCGCACACCCCGCACACGCCUCACACGCCGCACACGCCGCACACACCGCACAUCAAGACUGAGGAUCAGAUCAAGACUGAAGAUGGCACCACGGCGAUGUGUACGGACGAAGACGACGAGGUGUUCGAGUGUGAAGACAGCGGUACCGCUGGCGAUAACAACAGGCGGUCGCAAUGUCUGUCUUCAAUCAACCAGCAAUCAGCCGGCCAGGAGAAGAAGGAGCGUCGCAUAAGACGUCCGAUGAAUGCUUUCAUGAUAUUCUCAAAACGGCACCGUCAAGUGGUGCAUCAGUUACAUCCCAAUCAAGACAACCGCACAGUCAGCAAGAUAUUAGGCGAAUGGUGGUAUUCCCUCAAACCCGAGGAGAAACAGAAGUACAACGAGCUGGCCAGUGAGGUGAAAGAAGCCCACUUCAAGGCACAUCCGGAAUGGAAAUGGUGCAAUAAAGAUCGACGCAAGUCAUCCAGUAGUAGAGAUCCUACAGGAUCUGUGCCACAGAGCCCUCGCACACCGUCAGAAGGCCCGAACCCUUGUAUACCAACAAGCGGUGCAGAAAUGUCUAUUAAUGCACCACAAUAUAACCACGUAGGAUCACCGCAGCUCAGCGAUGAUGAACCAAUGCAGAUAAGCCAAACGAUAGACGAGCCGGCUGUACCACUUCCGAACAUAGAGAUAGAUCUCAAAUGCGGCGAAAAAGUCACGGAUUCAGACUCCGAAGGUUUGGACGCCCGCGACUACAUGACCCACCACGACCACACGAGACGUCCUAAAGCCAUCAAAGCAAGGGCUGGAUCAUCCGAUAAUCUACUUGGAGGAAUCACAGCGUCGAGUCCUGGUGGUUCAAAAGUGUUCCAACCCACUGGCGGUGCGUUUAAAUCAACACACGCUGAUACUGGUAAUUUAUUUUGUGAUAACCAUAGACAAUGGACUGCGUUUACGUCACUCAACAAGCCAACUAUGAACCACGUACCAAGUUCGCCCCAUCCAAGCCAAUCUCUAUCGGCAAACACGCAGAGUCUCACCAAUAGUGUCCAGGGUAUAUCGCUAAGCACGCCGAAUCUUACGACGCAAGAAGCACUUGAUAACGCCAUAGCAUCGAUAAUAAGCCCCACCACUAGUGGUGUGCAAGUGUUGGCGAGCUCGCUUUCGAUGCCCGGCGCAUCGAUGUCGAGCACUCCAACGACAACAUCACUAAAUAACACACUUCUGAAAAGCGUCACGUUGGUCAAGAGAAAUAUUGGGGACAAUUCUACAGGCCCAAUCACCUUAUCGUUGGACGCAUCUGGUAAUCUUGUAAUAAAGACCAGCCAAGCAGACAGCCAGCCAAGUGACUCUCAGCCACUACACUGCGUCCAGUUACAGAGGCUCUACGUGCCUUUUGCCACAGAGGCUGAUAUUAAUAAGAACAGUCAAAACGUACAAAGUGGACAAUCUGUGAUAGUGUCGCAAAGUAAUAACCACACAGUGCCAAAGACAAAUACGACGCAAUGGGACACGCCGAUAGAAGAGGCCCGUCCAUUCCCUCUCGCACCUACUCCAGCUCAACUUGGCAGAGCACCUUUACAGAAGAGACUCAGUCGAGGUACAUCAACUGGCUCGGCCGGCAGUUGCGAACCCAACAUCCCGCGUUCUGAGAGUGGACCGACCACACCGCAUGAGAUUCCAGAACCGCUUCAAUCACCCAAGAAGAUGGAAAACCUGCCGAGUCCCUUGUCGAAGAAGUGCCUCUUCAAGAAGGGUAACGAGGACGGUCGGGACAAGGUGCUAGAGACUGUGAACUUCGAGCAGAAGUUCAGCACCUUGCCUCAGUUCAAGCCGGAGGCGUGCAGUCCAAGCGCCUGCGUAGUGCCACGAAGUCCACAGCUUUACGUAAGAAAGAAACACAAAACUGCUAUGGAUGAGGAUGCGACUGUAGUAACGCCGCAAAUCGAAGCGGAAGUGAUAAACGGGAAUGGAAUGCCUACGCCGCACUCAUACGGUACCCCGCAUAAACUGGUGGGCAACACUUUCUUCGGACCGGACUUCAAUAUCGACAGCUUUAGAGUGCCCGCAGUGGCUGAGAGCAUGGAGGACAUGUCCCCGCGCACGCCGUGCUCCGCGGCGGGGGGUAGUGCGGGCGCGCGGGGAGAGGCGGGCCACCGGCGCGUGCUGGAGCAGAGGCGACACCUCGUCAUGAAGCUGUUCCAAGACCACGGCAUGUUCCCCACCACUCAGGCCACCACGCAUUUCCAGGCGGCUCAUACAGACAUAUUCCCAACAAAGACGUCCUUGCAACUCAAGAUUCGCGAGGUACGUCAAAAGUUGAUGGCGCAAUCCAAUCUGACACCGCACUCUGAGGUCAACACACCUACCAAUGUAAAUUCUCCGAUAGUGUCGGCUGCGUUGCAACCGACUUCGACGGCCAGUUAGCGAUACGGAUACGUCAUCUCCAUUAUGGUGCGAGAGUAGACAACUUUAAACAAAAACUACAUAUGUGCCCUUAGCGUUAAUAUUUUGCAGUUAAUUAACGUCACAACGGCGUCUGCGUUAAAGCACUGCCGAACUAAGUCGAAUCACGUCCGCUGCUGCAUAGAAAUUUGCGUUCUGUUUGCGACCAAUCGGUAGGUCUUGUUCAUAUCAGCGUGCCCUGUGAUUCGUGAAUUUGAACGCCACUGUUUGCGGCUUGUUUAGGGCGCCUUUGUUUGGUCUUACCUGUAUCUGUAAUUUAACAUUUGUAACCAAACUUGAUACUUACUUUUCAGAUAGCCAUAAGGUUACUGACACGUUAGUUAACUUGAAAACAUACAGCCCGAAAUACUACUGACUAGAAUUGUAAAAGUUAAGGAUGCUUUGCGUUUUAUUUGUCGUGUUUUUGGCAUUACCUCCUUGUCAUCACAUUCACACCAUUGAGAUGGCAAUUCAUAACUUUUUGGUAUUGGGCUGUAACAUAACCGAUUUUAGGAAUCGGUCUGUUUAUAAAAUGGACUUGUUAGACAUGUAUGUCACUCUUGUUCUAUUGUAACAAACUGAUGUAAUACUGAAUUUUUUCGUGUUAAUAGAUUCGUAAAUCAAAGUGCAAUUACAAAUUAUUCAAUAUCAAUUCUCAUUAUUAUGUGAUAUGGGCUAAGAAUGAAUUUUAAAUUAGCUAAUGUCCAAUAGUAUAAUAUUAUCAAGAUUUUUGCUGCUAUAAACACCUGUUUGCACAUACAUUACUAUGAUGUCUCACUGUGGACCCGAGCGCACAGUGAAGGAUUCAACUAUCUGCUUAUUGUAAAAUAGUGUGUUAAUCCGCCUUCGCACAGACUGCUGAAAUUAAAGCAUUGGGAUGUCAUCUUUUUGUUAUGAGAAAUAAAGCAAACUUUACAAUAUUUUUGGCCAGUAGUAUAUGACCUACACGGCAAUACUUUAUAGUAAUGUUUGUGAAUAAGGGGGUAAUACUGGCUUCGGUUUAGCCAACUGUGUAUACAAAAUAAUCAAAAUUACGCAAUGGAGUUGUAAAGGUACAAAUAUUCAAACACGAGUACCUAAUAUGACAUAGUUAUUUAAAAUAACAAAGAAUGGUUGAUCGAAAUGAGUACAAAAAAGUUUCGUUCAGCAUCUCUUUGAGAAAAUUAUGUGAGAUUUCAAUGUGAAAAAUGCCUAGAUGCAUUUAAAUGAAGCGUAUUUUAACGCGCUAAUUGGUUAUAAUGUUAAAUAUUAAAAAUAAAAACUACAUUUAAGAAAUAUAAAACGAGAAAAAAUAAAUAAAAAUUGUUGGAUUGAGUGCGAAUGUGUUUGCGAUGUGAGAUGGACUUAGAUUUGGGGCGUGCGACCGAUUUUGCAAUUGUCCGAUUAAGAAAUAGGUCUUCGUGACUGACUAGGCUAAUCCCCGAUUUAUGCAAAGCCCGAAGAAAAUGAAACGAAAAACAGAAUCGUUUUCCGUGCUGUGAUAUUUCAAAACGUAACAAUAUUAUGACAUAUUUCGGCUUAUUUAAUUCCUCAACUGUAAUAGAAAUAUUCUGAUUUCUAAAAACUUCGGUUCCAAAAUCGGUCCAACGCACUUAACCUUGUAUGAAUUUCAUAUUUUAUACAUACUACAAUAAUGCACAUUAUGUAUUUUUCAAUUGACACAUUUUAGGUUUGGUAGUUGUAAUCCGCGUUUAAGAUUUCACUAUAUUUCUUGUCACUUUCAAUGUGGUUGUAAAAUUUCGCUCGACUUUUGCUGACUGCUAUUGGAAUCUGGUAAAAAUCUAAGCUACAAACGUUAAGCGAUUCUGCGAUUCUGGUAGAAUUUUCACACACCAGUCGCACUUUACUCGUGGAAUAGCAGCUUAAAGGCCUGCGACCAUAUCGACUCGACUUCGACUCUUCACCAACUACACUAGAAUUAGAGCUUUUAUGUCGGUUUAUGACGAGUGUUUGAACUAUGAGCGAGCGAUGACCUUGAAUAACUCAAACUACACUCUCGGCGAAGAAACGCACUAAUCCCAUUCGUCUGAGAGAAACUAGUCACACAGCCGAUUCGAGUCGAGUCUCGAGAAGUUCUUCGUUCGAACUCGACGAAUAAAUCCGAUACGGAAUGGUGCAAGUCUCGAACCGAAGUGAAGCGAUGUUGCAUAAAAUACCUUUGCUCUUUGGCCAUCCUGAAGUUUGCUCUCUGACAGUGGUGUUCAUAGAGGGUAUGCGCAGGGUAUGCAGAUGAUAAAAAAAAAAAAUCUCCAGGAAGAGAUA
This is a messenger RNA of Pararge aegeria (speckled wood butterfly), 7935 nucleotides long. RefSeq lists its product as uncharacterized. NCBI's taxonomy places the organism in Eukaryota, Metazoa, Arthropoda, Insecta, Lepidoptera, Nymphalidae. Gene Ontology annotation, biological process: regulation of transcription by RNA polymerase II. The record is from RefSeq and is a predicted model, not a curated record. The coding region runs from base 442 to 5655 and encodes 1737 amino acids. Gene Ontology annotation, cellular component: nucleus. The transcript has 30 exons. Gene Ontology annotation, molecular function: DNA-binding transcription factor activity, RNA polymerase II-specific; RNA polymerase II transcription regulatory region sequence-specific DNA binding.